This is a messenger RNA of Alternaria ethzedia, 342 nucleotides long. RefSeq lists its product as uncharacterized. NCBI's taxonomy places the organism in Eukaryota, Fungi, Ascomycota, Dothideomycetes, Pleosporales, Pleosporaceae. The transcript is spliced from 5 exons. The coding region runs from base 1 to 342 and encodes 113 amino acids. The record is from RefSeq and is a predicted model, not a curated record.
AUGUUCAAAGCCACCCGCGCCCUCUCCAUGCAGCCAACUCGUAUGUUGGCCAUGCAGCCGACACGCAUGGCGGCCAUGCAACCUACGCGCAUGAUGGCCAUGCGCCAGAGCCCCCAGCUCAUGAUGAGGCAGACAAUGGGCCUGCGCAACCCCGUCCCCAAGGAGGAGCACGGCGCCCACACCGUAUCCCAGCGCAUCCGCCAGCUCAAGAACAUCCCCACUGAGAUCUGGCCUCUGAUCGUCGUCCUCGCCAUCGCCGUCGGCAUGGCCUUCUUCUCCAUCACCCGGAAACUCUGGGUCGACAAGACGCUCCGUCUCAAGCGACAGGGCAAGCAGGACUAG